AUGUGGGUGUGGGCCCCUGGCCGCCUCCCUCCAGCCCUGGACAGGAGGGCAGGGCUGCGGGUAGGCCAGGCCGAGCCCCUGGAACCAUCCCGUCCUGUAUCAUAUGUAAAUACUGUGAGACGCCGUUACUGUAAGCUUGCAGGCCUCAGCUGUGGCAGUGGCAGGCCAGCUCUCUCAGGCCCUCAGGGGGCCUGCUCACCCCGAAAACCCAGUGAAAGGGCCAACCUGGAUAGAUUUGUACCCUGGCUGUGUCUUCUUGCAGUGGGAGAGGCCCACAGCAUCAGCCCACGGGCCGUAUGGCAGUUCCGAAACAUGAUCAAGUGCACGAUCCCAAAGAGUGACCCCUUGAAGGAUUACAAUAACUACGGUUGCUACUGUGGCUUAGGUGGCUCGGGCACCCCUGUGGAUGAGUUGGACACGUGCUGCCAGACACAUGACCACUGCUAUGAUCAAGCCAAGAAGCUGAGCAGUUGUAAAUUCCUCCUGGACAACCCCUACACCAAGACCUACUCAUACUCGUGUUCUGGCUCUGAGAUCACCUGCAGCAGCAAGAACAAAGACUGCCAGGCCUUCAUUUGCAACUGUGACCGCAAUGCUGCCAUAUGCUUUUCAAAGGCUCCAUACAACAUAGAGAACAAGAACCUGGACACCAAGAAGUUUUGUCAGAACUAAGAAUCACCUCUCAAAAGUGUCAUCUCUUACCCACCUCCUUGCCUUCAUCUCCAAUAAAGCACCUUGUUGAAAGACUGCACCUUUGGAGAUUGUUUUAUUCUCUGAUUGCUGUCCAUAACUAAGUCUCCGCUUAGUCUUUGGUGAACAUUAUUCCUUUCAGCCUUGGAAGUAGAAGUUGAAUUAGCACCUUGAAACCUAAAUAGGGAUCAAUAACCACCAUCUAUUGAUUAUUUCCUCUGUGGCAGGACCGUGUGUCCCUAAAUCCUCUGUACAGUCCUUGUACUAGGACUAUUAGCAAAUCUUAUUUUUCUUUCUUUCUUUUUUGUUUUUUUGGCCAGGGCCGGGUUUGAACCCACCACCUCUGGCAUAUGAGGCCAGCGCCCUACUCCUUGAGACACAGGGGCCAGACAGCAAAUCUUAUUUUUCUAAGUUGAGGCUCAAUAAGAGAGGUUACUUGCCCACUGCUAUCUUCAGUAAGCAGCAGAGAAGGUGUUUGAACCCAGGGAGUCUGACACUAGAACACACAUGCUGAAUCACUACCCUGCUUUGCCUGAAGGGGGUGCUCUUAUUUAGUUUGAGCCAGAUUUCUGCCCCACCAAUGCUUGUGCCUCCAUUUUCUAUUGUGUGAAACCAAUUUUUUUUAGGACUAUUAAUAUUUUAUUCUCUAAGCCCUUUAAAAAGUUUAUCACACUCUAUGAGCUGAUUUUUACAUUGUAGUCAUCAAAUCUAAAAAUAACAGCUUCCAUUUUCUGAGUACUUACUAUGUACUACCCUGUGCUGAGACCUUUCCACAUCUCAUCUCAUUUAAUGUUCAAACCAAUUAGCUGGGCAUGAUGGCACAACCAGUUGUCAGUCACAGCUACUUGGGAGACUGAGGCAGGAGGAUCACUGAAGCCCAGGAAUUGGAGGCUACAGUGAGUUAUGAUUGUGCCACUGCACUCCAUCCUUAGGGACAGAGUCAGACCCUUUAUCUUAAAAAAAAAAAAAAAAAUAUAUAUAUAUAUAUAUAAUAAAUAUUCAAACUGGCUCUGUGAGAUUAGUAUUAUUGCCUUCCCUUCAUGGAUGAGGAACUACCCUGUUUCCCCAAAAAUAAGACAUCCUCCGAAAAUAAGACCUAUUCACAGGAAAGAUAAGACGUCCCCUGAAAAUAAGACCUAGCGCAUCUUUGGGAGCACACCUUAAUAUAAGACACUGUCUUAUUUUCGGGGAAACAGGGUACAAACCUCAGAGAAUCCUAUCUGUGUAUAGUUAAAAAUAAAUAAACAAAAUCUCAGAGAAUUUAAGUCAUUUGCCUGAGAUCACAUAAAUGACAAUCAGGAGUUGAUUACGUCUGUCUGAUGGCAAUGCCAGAGUUCUUAACCACUAAGUCACCCAGCCAAAGCUGUCUAUGAGUAUGUAUGACUACAUUGGCAUUGAAAUUCACCAUAGCAAACGGGGAGCAGCAGAGAAAGAAACUGAAUUAGAAAAGAAAAACCCAGGCAGUGCCUGUGGUUCAGUGAGUAGGGCGCCAGCCCGAUAUACCGAGGGAGGCGGGUUCAAACCCAGCCCCGGCCAAACUGCAACCAAAAAAUAGCCGGGCGUUGUGGCGGGCGCCUGUAGUCCCAGCUACUUGGGAAGCUGAGGCAAGAGAAUCACCUAAGCCCAAGAGCUGGAGGUUGCUAUGAGCUGUUAUGCCAUGGCACUCUACUAAGGGCAAUGAAGUGAGACUCUGUCUCUAAAAAAAAAAAAAGAAAGAAAGAAAAGAAUAACCCACAGGGACUAUAAGAAGCCACACUGAGCAGUGCCAGGCCACUGGAAGCUGACAGAACAGCUGCCACUUCUGGAUGUGUGGUGGGCAGCAAAGGAACUUCCCUUUGAAGAAGAGAGUGUGUGUGGACUUAUCCUUUGGCCUAAUUUUUCCUUCAUUUUAUUCAUCCAUUCAACAAUUAUUUACUGAACACCUACUUUGCACUAGCCACUUUAUAAAAUACUGAGGAUGAAUGCAUUUGGGGCUGGCCUCAAGACAAUGACAUAGUGUUAUUAGCUGUCUGCAAUUCAGUACGCUUUGAGACUUUUUCUUCCUGCUCUUCAAAAUGGCAUCUUUACAUAUGCUAUGCUCUAUAUACUCCAGAUGAUGCCAUGUACUUUGUGCAAUUAUCAUAUCAUCCUCAAAGUCUGUAUUUGUAGAUACUAUUACAGCCACAUUUUAGAGGUUAGAGAACUGGCUUAAAGACACAAAUGAUUUGCCAAAGAUCACUCAUUCCUGAGUGGCACAGAUGAGCUUAGAACCCAAACCUGGAUAAUUGAGAGAAGCUCCAUCAAGCAGUGAAACUCGCUGGAGGCAGAGUGAGGUGUCUUAGUCACUUUUGUAUAUCUAGUCCUGCCUAGUACUGUACUUGGCACCAUUGAGGACACUCAAUAAAUGAUUGCUAAAUGAAAAAUGAAGGGCCAGUCAUCAGUGCUCCCAGUCUUUUUGAUUAUUUGGAAGGCAUGAUUGGAACUAUUCUCAAAUUCAAAUUCACUAAUAUAGAUUGCAUUCUUUGCUUGCUGUGCUACAUGGAACUUCCAGGAGAUGUACAAUUAAGUUAGACCUGGCCUCAACCUGCAACAAACUGGAAAGGCCUUAAUAUGCCUACUAUCUUUCUUCAAUGGAAAGAAACAGCAAACUCCUGUUUUGAUGAAAGAAAGGUGAGAUUGGUGCUUGCAUUUCUUUUCCAGAUAACGAAACAACAAGAAGGAAAACAGAGUCACAGAUUAUAGGAAGGCUAAAAAAAAUCUUCUGGCUAGAAGCAUGGGAGCUCAUACCUGUAAUCCUGGCACUUUGGGAGGCCAAGGUGGGAGUAUUGCUUGAGGCCAGGAGUUUGAGACUAGCCUGAGCAAGUGCGAUAUUCCAUCUAUACAAAAAAUAGAAAAAUCAUGGCUCAGCACCUAUAGCUCAGUGGUUAGGGCACUGGCCACAAACACUGGAGGUGGUGAGUUCAAACACAGCCUGGGCCUGCUAAACAACAAUGACAACUACAACAAAAAAGUAGCUAGGCACUGUGGCGAGUUCCUGUAGUCCCAGCUACUUGGGAGGCUGAGGCAAGAGAAUCAUUUAACACGAAGGGUUUGAUGUUGCUGUGAGAUGUGCUGCCAGGGUGACAUAGUGAGACUCUGUCAAAAAAAAAAAAAAAAAGGCUCAGUGCCUGUAGCUCAAGCAGCUAAGGUGCCAGGCCACAUACACCAGAGCUGGUGGGUUUGAAUCCAGCCAAGGCCCGCCAAACAACAAUGACAACUACAACCAAAAAAUAGCUGUGUGUUGUGGCAGGUGCCUGUAGUCCCAGCUACUUGCGAGGCUGAGGCAAGAGAAUUGCUUAAGCCCAAGAGUCUGAGGUUGCUGUGAGCUGUAAUGUCAUGGCACUCUACCCAGGGCAACA
Molecule: messenger RNA, 4067 nt
Organism: Nycticebus coucang (slow loris)
Lineage: Eukaryota; Metazoa; Chordata; Mammalia; Primates; Lorisidae
Gene: PLA2G1B
Product: phospholipase A2 group IB
Exons: 5
Coding region: 1-672 (223 amino acids)
Biological process (GO): fatty acid biosynthetic process; phospholipid metabolic process; lipid catabolic process
Molecular function (GO): calcium ion binding; signaling receptor binding; phospholipid binding
Source: RefSeq, a predicted model, not a curated record